Alternaria rosae is the source of this 986-nucleotide messenger RNA. RefSeq lists its product as uncharacterized. Bases 101 to 868 code for a protein of 255 amino acids. The transcript has a single exon. Gene Ontology annotation, biological process: mitochondrial translational initiation; translation. Gene Ontology annotation, molecular function: structural constituent of ribosome. Gene Ontology annotation, cellular component: ribosome; mitochondrial small ribosomal subunit. NCBI's taxonomy places the organism in Eukaryota, Fungi, Ascomycota, Dothideomycetes, Pleosporales, Pleosporaceae. The record is from RefSeq and is a predicted model, not a curated record.
CAUGACCUCCAUCAUUCACCGGAGCCAUCCCGCAAUUGCCCGCCGCCUCCCUGUCUAAUUGCUCCCGCCUAUGUCAAUACUGUAGCGGCAGAGAUUCAAAAUGGCCUCACGAUCGUUGGGCGAGCUUCUGCUCCGCCCUUCCAACUUCACACGGAUACAGCACACCUCGAGCCGGACAACACCGUCAUGGACAUGUCAACGAGCCAUUUCGAACACACCGAGAUGCCUUGCGCAACAACCACUACCGAAGAACGAUGAUAAGCACUACGUACCCGAACGGGAAGCCCAACGGCCGCAAGCCCGCUACAUUCCUGAGCGAGAGGCCGCAGCACCGCAACCUCGGCCACAGCCCACCACCCAAAGAGAUGCUACACAGACAAUCAACUCUCUCUUCGGCAGCAUGCCUCGGAACACAGGGUCUACCUCACCAACUGGUCGCGUCUUCGGCGAGGAGUUUGCGGGCUCCGGCAGCAAACGACCUGUUAGGAGGCCAGGCCUGAAUUUCGACCAAAUGGCGACGUCCGAUGGAAUGAUAAAUCCCACCCUCGCCAACAAACCCUCCGAGGCGUCACCACUCGCUGUACAACAAGAAGAGACAUUCGCCCAGUACCCGCGCUUGAACCCCUCCUAUGGACGCACCAUAGACUUGGAUGUCAACCGUGGACGUGAUAUUGUGAGGGGCAUUGGGAUGCUGGGAAGUCUGAUGGCAAGAAACAAGGUCAAGAGCGACUUCAACAAGCAAAAGUUCCACGAAAGAGGCGGACUGAAGCGGAAGCGGUUGGCAUCUGAGCGGUGGAGGGCGAGGUUCCGAAAGGGCUUCCAGGACGUCACAAACCGAGUGACGGAAUUGACGAGAAAGGGAUGGUAGAUGUGCAUGCUCUUGUUCGGUGGGUUCGGGAUGGGUUGGAAGAUCGUGUAUGUAUGAAUCGGACGUGUACAUAUUGUACUAUAACGGCAUCUUGAUAGGAAGCACUGGGUGCUUCUCG